GUAUGACCAGCAAGACCGUCUUCCAGAACGCGUUCAAAACCUUUCUGGACUUUGCGAUAAACUCCCUUCCUUCUACACAGGGCGGGUUGAACAUCACCGCAACAGCCCCCGGCGGCGUGGGACAAAGACCAUUCACAAACAAGGCUGGUGUACUGAAACUUAUCUUCGUGUCUGCAAGCUCUCUAUAUAUUGGCGGGUUGAUCGCUCACAAAGGUGCCUCAUAUCUGGAGGAGAAUGAGAUCUUUGUGCCAACCGAUGAAGACGACGAUGAUUAAACUAACUGGAAGCUGAUAAUUUGUAGAUAUUUUGGAAAUAUGCUUAAUGCCUGUAAUUGAGAUUCUAAUUUUCAAACUUUGAUGAACAUGAUAAAAUGAUGAGCAGUGCUAAUGAAGCUUUUACACUAU
This is a messenger RNA of Caenorhabditis elegans, 404 nucleotides long. It is a transcript of the gene emre-1, whose product is annotated as Essential MCU regulator, mitochondrial. Gene Ontology annotation, cellular component: mitochondrial inner membrane; uniplex complex. Gene Ontology annotation, biological process: mitochondrial calcium ion homeostasis; calcium import into the mitochondrion. Bases 3 to 275 code for a protein of 90 amino acids. The transcript is spliced from 2 exons. The record is from RefSeq and is marked reviewed. NCBI's taxonomy places the organism in Eukaryota, Metazoa, Nematoda, Chromadorea, Rhabditida, Rhabditidae.